Gadus morhua (Atlantic cod) is the source of this 7254-nucleotide messenger RNA. RefSeq names its product hyperpolarization activated cyclic nucleotide-gated potassium channel 4 (gene hcn4). Gene Ontology annotation, molecular function: voltage-gated potassium channel activity. Gene Ontology annotation, biological process: regulation of membrane depolarization; potassium ion transmembrane transport; sodium ion transmembrane transport. Lineage: Eukaryota; Metazoa; Chordata; Actinopteri; Gadiformes; Gadidae. The record is from RefSeq and is a predicted model, not a curated record. Gene Ontology annotation, cellular component: HCN channel complex; membrane; dendrite.
CCUCACAUGUCAGGCUAAGGUGACUUUACAACAGUUUUUUUCCCCCACUUUUGCGCACAAUGUCGGAGCGCCACCAAUAUGUAGGCUACCUCGACACACGGAUGACCCACUGGACCGCCCGGAGAUGUCUGACCACAGAGGCAAACUGUCGGACAGCAUCCGAUGAGGACGAGCAUCGCUUGAGGUCAGUGAAGGCACGGUCGUCUUUGGCCAUGUUUCCUAUUUUCCUGAAAGCUUCCAACGAGCUCUGAGCUGAUCGCUCUGGCCAACACACAGGGAGACCGGUGAUAAUCGAUACAGCCAAACAGCCUGGAUUGAUUUCUUUCAAUUUGAUUGUAUCGCAAUGUCAUAAUGGAGAGGUUGCAGUCCUCCAUGCGUAAAAGGCUCUACAGUUUGCCACAGCACAUUGGACACAAAGCGUCCAUCAUGGGGGAAGGAGAAGAUGGAGACAAGGACACCCGAAGGAAGAGCAUCAGGAUGAAGCCUCUGCCGUCCCCGUCGCCGACCUCUGGGGGAAGCUGCAGAGGCAUCGGGGAAACCAAAAGUGGGGAAUCGGUCAUCAUGGAGACGGACAUUGGGAGACAAUCGAAGACGAGCUCGAACGGAGAUUGCCGUCGGUUUCGUGGGAGCCUCUCCUCCAUCACAAGUCGGCAUGUGCACGACUCGGAGUCCGCGGAGGAGAGGCGACUCAUCACCGAGGCGGGGGACGUCACCCCGAGCGAGGAGAGCCCCCCCGGAGCGGUCGGUGGCGGGCCGGAGCAAGUUGCGCAAGGAGCCAGUGGGAGCCAAGAUGGUUCCCCGGAUCAACAAUCAGGGUUCAUAAAGUUAGAUGGCAGUGAUCAGAUUUCGCCGGACGAUGAGACGUUAUAUCAAGCAGGUUUCAUGCACAGACAAUUUGGAGCAAUGCUUCAACCAGGGGUCAAUAAGUUCUCCCUUCGGAUGUUUGGGAGUGAAAAGGCUGUAGAAAGGGAACAAGAGCGGGUUAAAUCCGCUGGAUUUUGGAUAAUUCACCCAUACAGUGAUUUCAGGUUCUACUGGGACCUGACCAUGCUGCUGCUGAUGGUGGGCAACCUGAUCAUCAUCCCCGUGGGCAUCACCUUCUUCAAGGACGAGCACACGCCCCCCUGGAUCGUCUUCAACGUGGUGUCGGACACCUUCUUCCUCCUGGACCUGGUGCUCAACUUCCGCACGGGCAUCGUGAAGGAGGACAACACGGAGAUCAUCCUGGACCCGCAGCACAUCAAGAUCAAGUAUCUGAAGAGCUGGUUCGUGGUGGACUUCGUCUCCUCCAUCCCCGUAGACUACAUCUUCCUCAUCGUGGAGACGCGCAUCGACUCGGACUUCUACAAGACGGCCCGGGCGCUGCGCAUCGUCCGCUUCACCAAGAUCCUCAGCCUGCUGCGCCUGCUGAGGCUCUCCAGGCUCAUCCGCUACAUCCACCAGUGGGAGGAGAUCUUCCACAUGACCUACGACCUGGCCAGCGCCAUGGUGAGGAUAGUCAACCUGAUCGGGAUGAUGCUGCUGCUGUGCCACUGGGACGGCUGUCUCCAGUUCCUGGUGCCCAUGCUGCAGGACUUCCCCCCCGACUGCUGGGUGUCCAAGAACAAAAUGGUGAACGACACCUGGGGCCAGCAGUACUCGUACGCCCUGUUCAAAGCCAUGAGCCACAUGCUGUGCAUCGGCUACGGCAUGCACCCCCCGGUGGGCAUGACGGACGUGUGGCUGACCAUCCUCAGCAUGAUCGUGGGCGCCACCUGCUACGCCAUGUUCGUGGGCCACGCCACCGCGCUCAUCCAGUCCCUCGACUCGUCCCGGCGCCAGUACCAGGAGAAGUACAAGCAGGUGGAGCAGUACAUGUCCUUCCACAAGCUGCCGGCGGACAUGCGCCAGCGGAUCCACGACUACUACGAGCACCGCUACCAGGGCAAGAUGUUCGACGAGGACAGCAUCCUGGGGGAGCUCAACGAGCCACUGAGAGAGGAGAUCAUCAACUUCAACUGCCGUAAGCUGGUGGCGUCCAUGCCUCUGUUUGCCAACGCCGACCCCAACUUCGUGACCUCCAUGCUGACCAAGCUGCGGUUCGAGGUGUUCCAGCCGGGCGACUACAUCAUCCGGGAGGGCACCAUCGGCAAGAAGAUGUACUUCAUCCAGCACGGCGUGGUCGGCGUGCUGACCAAGGGCAACAAGGAGACCAAGCUCUCCGACGGCUCCUACUUCGGGGAGAUCUGUCUGCUGACUCGCGGGCGGCGGACGGCCAGCGUGCGGGCGGACACCUACUGCCGGCUGUACUCACUGUCGGUGGACCACUUCAACGAGGUGCUGGAGGAGUACCCCAUGAUGAGGAGGGCCUUCGAGACCGUGGCCCUGGACCGGCUCGACCGCAUCGGCAAGAAGAACUCCAUCCUGCAGCACAAGGUGCAGCACGACCUGAGCUCGGGCGCCAUGAACUACCAGGAGAACGAGAUCAUCCAGCAGAUCGUGCAGCACGACCGGGACAUGGCCACCUGCGCCCACCUGCUGCAGAACCUCCCCCCCCAGCCGCCGCCGUCGCCGCCCCCGGUCAUCUGGGCGCCCCUCGUCCAGGCGCCUCUCCGGGCCGCCGCCGCCACCACCUCCGUGGCCAUCGCCAUGACGCACCACCCCCACUUCCCCCCGACGGUCUUCAGGCCCCCGGUGUCCCUCCUGGGCCCCCUCAAAGACCCCCCCUGUCGGCUGAAGAAGUUCCGCGCGUCGGCGACCUCUUCCAACGCGCCCGGGUCGGCCGGCGACUCCCCCGCGGGGACUCCCUCGAAGCUGCACGGGGGGGCCGACAUGUCGCUGCUCGCCGCCUUCCGAGCCCACCACAUCGCCUCCGGGUCGGGGGCGGGGGGGGGCUCCAGCCAGCAGGCCUCCGCCGGUGGUGGUCCUCGUGGGACUGGCUGUACUGGGGGCAGGGGUCCCGGUCCCGGUCCCGGUCCCGGUCCUGGUCCCGGUCCCGGGGCCAAGGCGGGCUCCGGUGGUGCCGGGGCGUCGGCGUUCCCCUUCGGACCCCCCCGCUCCUCCUCCGGUUCCCCGACCUCUAGCCUGGCCCAGCUGCACCACCCCCCCCCCCAGCACCACCUACCGCUCCGCUCCAGCACCCCACCCCUGUCCACCCUCUUCCACCAGGGGGCGAUGGGCGGGAGCACGGGGUCGGGGCUGGGCGGGGGAGCGGGCGGGGGGGGUGGCGGGGCCUGCGGUGGAGCGAGCAGCUGGUGCACGGGCGGCGGGGGCAGAGGUUCUGCCGAAGGGUCGGUCAGCGUUGAGAUCGAGAUAGAACCGGCCCUGGCGACGGAUGACUUUACAGAGAUCGGCGGGCGUUUUGAGGGGGCCACCGGCGGCCAUUUUACAAUGGGUGGAGCUACCGGGGAAUCGGUGGGAGGGGUUAGUGGAGGCUUGAUGACCGGCGCCGCUAGGGGAACAACUAUGGGAUCGAUGGGCGGAGCUUUUGGGGAAUUGAUAGCAACGCCGGAUGGAUUUAAAGGCGGGACUAUAAUGGGCGGGUGUUCAGGAGGCGCCUCGGGAGGAAGUGCUGAAAGGCAUAAACGGGGUUCAAUAGGAGGUACUUAUACAGGGGGAGGGGCAUCCGGGCACACAGGGGGGACGUCAGGGGGAAUGGCAGCCGGAGCGUUAGGCUCUCCCGGCUGCCAGAGUAACAUCAGUCCCAUCUCCACCGGGUCGACCAGCUCCAUGCCCGGCCAGCUCCCUCAGGUGGGGUCGCUGCAGCAGUUCUCCGCGGGAGUUCGAACUGCUGGCGGACUGAACCUCUUCCACUCCCCUCCGCAAGGAUCCCCGGCCUCCAGUAAGGGCCAGCCCGUCCAGCAGCAGCCUCUGGAGGGCUCCCCGUCGUCAGCGGGCCUGGUCAGCCUGGCCGUCCUGCGGUCCGCCCUGCUGCCCCACCAGCUGUCCCUGGAGAGGUCCGCUCUGGCCUCCCUGGCCCAGUACGGCUCGGCCAACGCCUCGCCCUGUCUGACGCCGCUGGCCCCCAGCCCCACCGUCCAGAGCCCGGUGGCCGGUCGGACGUUCCACUACAGCGUCCCCUCCAGCGCUGCCGGCUCCCGGAGCUCGCUGCUCAUGCCCCAGCCCUCCUUCCCGCCCCAGACGCACACGGGCCCCGGGAGGGAGACGACGGGCCGCUUCUCGGAGGACCUCAGACUCUUGUCCUGCUCCCGCACGUCCCUGCCCGAGGAGGUGGCUCAGGCCCUGGGACACCCGCUGCCCCGCAGUAGCAUCCAGCUGGACACGGGUUACUACCCUUCGCCCUUCUCCUCACCCACCCUCGUGCCAAAGCCCCGCAGCCCGAUCCCGGGGCACAUAACUCCUCCCUUCCAGGUGUCACCAGGCCCCCCGCACCAGACUCUGGCGCCGCCGUCGUCGUCGUCGUCGGGCCCCGGGCAGCCCCCCUCCCGGAGGGGCUCGGAGCUGGAGCCGCCGCAGACUGUGCGCGCCAAACUCCCGUCCAACUUGUGAGGUUGGAUCGCACCCUCCUGCUCUCCUCCUGAGGACUGACUCAGCGGCGGAGCGUCUCUCUGCGCUGUUUGUUACUCGCUCUAGAUCCGGCCUUUGCUGCUGUGUUCCAUCUCCUUUUGUUCCUCCCCUGAGAUUUCACUUGACUGUGAUAUAAGAUUACUGACUCUUUUUCGGGUGUUUCAGAGCUCCUUGUUUUGUGUUAUGCUUCACUUUUCCUUUUUUUAAAUCUUUCACUCGAUAGAUAUAUUUCAAUAUAUAUGUUUAGCAAAGAGACUAGGGGGGUGUGCAAUUGAAUCUAUUUCCUUUAUUUCUAUGACUAUGCCAAAUUCAUCUGCUGAGGUUUAGGCAAUGCUUCGUUGAACACAAUAAUACAUUUUUCUGCGGGAACCUAUGCACUAAUACCUGCAUGUAUAGAGGCUUUUUGUGUCCCAAGAAAAAAUACAACUCUAAACUUUUUAGCUCAAAAGACACGCUUCAAUACUAGCAGGCUCUUUUACCUACCUAUGUGGGAUGACAUAUUGUCCAUCCUCAAGCGUAUCUAUUAGAUUGUACUAUUUAUCCUCUGUGUGACCUUUGCAAAACCUACUUGGUGUUGGAGAUGAGAUUUUAGGGAACCAAAAGAGACUUUUCCUAUGUGGUAAUCAAUUUGCCUUUUCUUGGCUUGUAUGUCCAUGUUUUUAUACCACUGUAGUAAAACUGUAUCCUGGAGGGUUUGUUUUGAAAAAAAAAGGCCUAAGUCCUUGUCGAUAUUGAGACACACCAACGCGUUAACGGCUGGCUUAUCCUUAACUACGUCCUUACAAGCUCACUUUGUCUUCCAAGUUAAAGCCGCAAAAAACUAAAAAAGGAAAGUGCUGUUGUAUGUGAGGGAGAGGGUGAUGCUUGCAGUGUGAUACCGAUCUCUCUAUGGGUGUGAGGGGGGCAGAAAAUAUCUCUGUUUCUGACAGUGUGCGUGCGCCCGGAGUUGCUCGCCAGCAGAAGUGUGUGAGAGUGUGACCAUGUUGGCGCAGCCUGAUGCAAGACAGCAUCCUGCCCUGACUGAUCAAAAGAAGUUCUUGGUUCAACAAAUACUAGCACUUCCACACAUCCCAGCUUGUGUGUGGUCAUCUAUUUGCCAGACAUAAAAUCCAUAUAUCUUAAGAUACAAUCUUUAAAACGAAUGGCAUCCACAGAAUUUGUUCUGUAAAUGGUCGGAAAACAAAAAUAACUCUCCCCAUUUACUGCAUAGCAUACUCAUUAUAACAGCUCUUUCAAGGGCAGGGAUACAUCAACCCAACGGAAUGCCACUGGAACGUACGGGAGCUCGGGAAUGCAGGAUGUAUGCAACACGUCUAUGGCUGCUAGAGUGGACUCUCAGGGGCUGGGAGGCCCCCAUCAUGAAGACUGAUGGUCAGCCAGGCUUUCUGACCACGCUUGGUUGCUGCAUUAGAAACAACACACGCACACAAAUCGUGUAAGCAGGCCUUCCGCAGUAAUUCACAACAUUCAAACCACUGUAAAUAACGACGGAUAAAUAGCUCCAAACAUUUCUACAUUAUAAUUGCCAGCAAUGGUUUCCGCACCCUCUCAAGGUGACUAGCGAAGACAAGACGACGAUGAAUCACCGAACCCAGCGACUCCCCAGCCAAACGUGGCCAUUAGUGAAAUAAGCUCUCUUUAGGUACGUGGGCCCGGGGAGCGAGAGCCCGGCGCGGGGGAGCAUCUGUACUUAGCGGCGGUGUGCCUGGGAGAGACCCGGGUCUCGCUCACCCAGCUGGGGCCCUACCUCAGACACAGAGACACAGCCCUCAGCGGCGGCGGCCUAAUUGAAGCAGACAAGCCUGGAUCUCCCAGGCCCGCACAGGUCACCGCGGCCCGGCUCGGCAGAGGUGUGCCGGGGACGCUCUCCGUCCUCAUUAGGGUCUCCGUCAUCCCCACCCCCACCCCGUAGCGACAAGUAUGCACGGUCGCACCCACGCAAACAUCGCAGAGAUGUAUCUCUAAAGCAAAAACAAUCACACGUGCAUGGUGGAUGCUCUCCUAAGGAAACCGAUCAUUGGUCUCAUCCCCCAGCCAUCCGAGGGGUCUCUUCUCAACGACACAUUCCCCUUGAUUGAAAACCUGGUCAUAACAGUGCGAGCGAUCGAUGGCACCGCGACACGGCAUCGCUGCUGCGUCUCUAUUUAGAUACGUCAGGGGAAAUAUAAAAGAGGGGUCGUUUGUUGUCCUCGUUUGUUUUGAUUAAAUUGAAGAUUGCGUAUUUGCUUGCGUUCAUCUGUUCAUGUUUUUAUUUAUCAUCUGUACGUUUUAUAUUAGCGAGGCUAUUAUCGUUCCAUAUAGGCAAACAUCCCAAGCCCUUUUUCAAAGCCAUUCAUCCGUAGAAGAAUUUGACAAAAGCAGCCUGAGCUUGAAUGGGGGAGAGACAGGUAAAAGGAUCUCAAAGUGAGGCGGAGGAGCAACAUCUGCAUAAGGCCAGAUGCUCGGCGAAGGAACAGCAAUGGGUCAGUGCCUUGGUUAAGGGCAUUUUAUCAGUCUUAUUUUUAUUUUCUUCAAAUCCGGUAGAGCAUUGUCAGGGCUUUCCAUCCAGGUGUAUCCACAUUGGUUCAAAACAUAUGCAAGCAAUGGUUUUAUACAAGUAUUCCUUUACUGAGGAGACAAUAACGUGCAAAAAACACAUUACAUUGUAAACCCACUACACAUCCCCUAUUCAUACCCACCUCUCUGUCUGUCGCGGUCUCUCUGUCUCUCUCUCUCUCUCUCUCUCUCUCUGUCGGUCUCUCUGUCUUU